Trichobilharzia regenti is the source of this 258-nucleotide messenger RNA. The record is from the annotation of a GenBank genome assembly. NCBI's taxonomy places the organism in Eukaryota, Metazoa, Platyhelminthes, Trematoda, Strigeidida, Schistosomatidae.
AUGAAGCAUAUUCAUAUACUGUUCAUAUUAACCGGUUUUAUACUGCUUCCUUUCAUUGCCCAUCAUGUAAAAGGUGAAUGCGUCUCUUUGGAGGGGCAGUGUUCAAAAACUGUCUUUUCACAAUGCUGUGAUCCAUUCUCAUGCGAAUUAGAAUCAGCAUUUUAUGGAAAGUGUAAAGUCUGCUUAGGUGGUGGAUCAUUCUGUUGGCGUAGUAGUGAAUGUUGCUCAGUUGAAACUGUAACUGGUAAAGACAGUUAA